Molecule: messenger RNA, 1198 nt
Organism: Etheostoma spectabile (orangethroat darter)
Lineage: Eukaryota; Metazoa; Chordata; Actinopteri; Perciformes; Percidae
Product: E3 ubiquitin-protein ligase Topors
Exons: 2
Coding region: 164-760 (198 amino acids)
Source: RefSeq, a predicted model, not a curated record
CACACUCCAGAGACGUGGUUAUUUUUUUCCCUCCUUGCGAGCCGUGUAGAUUUGGUUGAGACGAGAUCCUUGGAAGACACACCUUGGGCAUCGGAGAAUGUCGUGUUGACACAGAAGCUCCGCAGAAGUCACACAGCUCCCCCAUAAAGUAAAGGACAACGUGAUGCAGACAGGAAGCUGCCAUGGCCUGGCGACGUGGGACGAUGAGACCCCCGGCCCGUCCUACACCACCGCUGGUGUUGCGUCGGCGUGCCCACUGGCCAGCGAGCCCGGAGACAAGGACCAGUGUCUGAUCGUUGGCUACAAAAAGCCGCUGCUCAGCGACGGCACCGGAGAGGAGGACGACUGUCGGUUCGUUGGCUACAAAAAGCCACUGCUCAGCAACAGCACCGGCGAGAGCGGAGACGAGGACCAGUGUCUUAUAGUCGGCUACAAAAAGCCGCUUCUCAGCAACAGCACCGGAGACGAGGACCAGUGUCUUAUCGUCUACUACAAAAAGCCGUUGCUCAGCAACGGCACCGGAGACGAGGACCAGUGUCUUAUCGUCGACUACAAAAAGCCGUUGCUCAACAACAUCACCGGCGGGAGCGGAGACGAGGACGAGUGUCUGAUCGUCGGCUACAAGAAGCCGAUCGCCAUGCGGACGCCAGAAUUUGUUCAGCUUUCCUCUGACAGCGAGGAGGAGGAACUUCCUCCGCUCGCCUCCCUUCCCACUCCCUUCCUGUCCAAUGAAAACCAUGUCUCUCCAGAUGUGUAUUGAUGUUAAAUGAUUGUGAUAAACUGAAUGUGAAUAUGUGAAAAGUUCAAUUAAAAGGGGAAAAAGGGGAAAAUUAGGUUAGUGAGUGAUGGAUUUUUACCUCUUGCUAGAGCCUACAUCCACUGGUGUGACAGCCAUUUCCACCAGUGUGACGCUGAUUUCAUGUCACACUGUAGGAAAGUGCUGUCACACCAGUAGACGUUUUCAAGAUCAAGCCCAGUUUGCGGCCUAGCUAUAUGAGAGACCGUCUUCAAACCUGACUAACAGUGUUAAGGUUUACAUUAUUUUCGAUAGUCAAUCAAUAUAAAUUGAUGAAAAUUUUCAGUGGGAAAAUUGCAUUCUAAUAAUGAUCUUCUGUUUUCGUCUCUCUUUAUGGUUGGUUCUCACAUGCUGAAAUGAAAAAGGAAGCUUGAAUCUUUUGUGUUACUUUUGUUUUCCGUU